This is a messenger RNA of Echinococcus granulosus, 819 nucleotides long. RefSeq lists its product as hypothetical. NCBI's taxonomy places the organism in Eukaryota, Metazoa, Platyhelminthes, Cestoda, Cyclophyllidea, Taeniidae. The record is from RefSeq and is a predicted model, not a curated record. The coding region runs from base 1 to 819 and encodes 272 amino acids. The transcript has 7 exons.
AUGAAAUGUGACACUUGGCUGAAUAGGAUUGUAACUUACUGGACAUUUAAGGUAGUUUCUUUAAAGAUAAUACUUUUCAAAAAGUCAGGUAGUUUAUUGUUCUUGUAUGGCAAAAAAAAACCACCAAAUGCAAUUAUCCCUGGAAUAAAAACGAACAAAAUUUAUUUUUACGUCUUGUUCCUUAGCCAAUCUGCUUGCGGAACCCGAUUUGAUGCAACUAUUUGCCAGAAGUGGGUGAAGAACACAUGUCACAUAUUUGUGACACCAGACUCAGAUAGGGCUAAUGAGUGCAAAGAUGGCUUAGACACAUUCUUGCCUUGCUGCAGCGAUCACUUUAACAAAUUCCUUGAGUUUUUUUGUACAAAAGAAACUUUUUCAUCUGUACCGAGGGCAGACGUCGGCAAAAGUAAACAGGUAGUGCAAAUAAACAAAAAAGUUGUCCAAAAACGGUCUUACCAACGGACACCACAAUCGGAAGGUGAUAUUAAAACUGAGAAUCAUCAACAAGGACUUGUCAGUCCAAUAAAGAUAAAAUUAUUAUAUUACAAGGAUAUGGUUUGUCUUAAUGACUUGACAUCUCCUUUCUGGAUCGUCUGUGUGAGAUCAAAAUAUGACUUGUUCUCUAAAAUGAAAUUCUCAUCCAACACAAGGGUAAUUUUACGAUCUUCCUUCGGAAUGAUUGAAUUUAAAGGUUCCAUUGAUUUCACUGUCGUAGAGAACAGGGUCAUCCAUGGCAAAAUAUCAGAACUCCUUGUCCCACAAACAGAAAACACCAUCCAGAAUGAUCUAAUUUUUUAUGCAGAAGGCACUAAAACCUAA